UAGUUUUACUUAAUAAAGAAAAACAGACAGAGUGGAAAAGAUAACUGCAAAAAUAAAAACACAACAAACCAAAUUUCUCUCAAAGCACAAAGCGGGAGAGAGAAAGAGAUCGAGUAACUUCUGUUCGUCAUCAACGGAUCAACCCUUUCUAAUUUUUCAUUAAGAUGACUGAUGGCCGCUGCAGAAGCAAGAACAGCUUGGCAGAGAACAGCUAACCGUUACUUCGUCCAAGAAGAUGCUAAAAGAGCUCCCAAGUUAGCUUGUUGCCAAUCUUCAACUUCGUCAUCCAAACUAGCCGAUGCAGGACCGACUAAUGUUACUGAUGCUUUGGAUCAUCGAGCUGUAGGUCGUAUGCCUUUCAAUAGGACACCUUCGUAUAGUAAUUUGCCUCCUGAUGCAAAAUGGUGGCUUCAAAUGCAACCAAAUCACGGGGAUUAUAGAGGCCUUAACUUUCAGCAGCUUAAUGCUAAGACAGCUGAAAACUCUUCACCUGUUACUAUGAACACAGAUUUGCCAGUCAGAGAGAUUGCUACUAUGACUGACAAAAGCGAUUUUGAGUCAUUUCUUGAUGUGAAGAAACAUCCUGACUCGAUAUUGGACGAACUGAAUACUGUGAGUAGUAAUAAGGUGGAUCAAGAUUAUCUUGAUGUAAAGAAGAUGACAGACUAUUAUGAGUUUCUGGAAAUGGAGAUGGUUGGUAGCUCAAUUUCUAAACAAACCAGCAAUAUUUCUUCAAACAAAGAUUCUUCUUGGAUCGGGGGAGAGAAGGUUCCUUGGUGGCGUGUUUCAGACGGGGAGGAACUGGCCUCGUUUGUGGCGCAGAAAUCGCUUCACCAUGUUGAGAACUGUGAUCUUCCUCCCCCUCAGAAAAGGCAUGUUAGAAAGGAGCCGCCGUCUAAACAGGCUAAGUGUAUGUUUGACCAUGAUGAGAUUUAUAUGUCAUCUCUAGAAUGGGAGGCUCGUAGUGAUGCCAUUUCCAGUCCAUCUUCCGGCGUGUCACAGGGAAAACAUUGGUCUUCAGUACAAGGUGGACUAUCCCAAAAUGACAAUGCAGCUUCUGAACCUAUCAGAACAAAUAAUGACGUGCCAGAAGAGGUAAGGGUUUUUGACGAGGACCCUUGCAAGGCUAAGCUAUUAGAAGCACUUUGCCAUUCCCAAACUCGUGCAAGAGAAGCAGAGAAGGCAGCAAAACUAGCAUACACUGAGAAAGAACACAUUCUCAAGCUUUUUUUCCGACAAGCUUCCCAACUCUUUGCUUAUAAGCAGUGGUUCAAAAUACUUCAAUUGGAAAAUCUCCUCUUACAGACAGAGGGUGAUUCAUCAUCACCUCUCACUGAUUUCCCCGACGUGCUUCCAUGGAAGCCUCACACGCCCCGUAAAAAGGUGCAGAAGCCAAAGCGGCGUAGAAGAGGGUCGCAAGAAAACGACAUUGGUAAAUAUGCUGUCGCUUUUGCUGUGGGAUUCACUCUUGUUGGUGCCGGGUUAAUUCUGGGAUGGACAGUUGGUUGGUUGCUACCCGCAUUUUAGGUGAGCAACAAAACACAACACCUUGUUUAGAAGUUUGAAGAAGCAGAGUAGUAAGUAAGAUCAGGUUUCUUUUGGCGAUACAGUUGUAAUUUGCUUAGGUUUUUUUAGCAAUUUGAAGAUUUUCCUUACAGUGGAUGUCUGUGUUCUUGUAUGUAUGUAUUUAGUUUGUGUAAUGUAAAUACUUUGUAUGUAAAUAUUGACCUAUUGUAACAGCUUUCUUCAUUUCAAGGUAUGUACAAUUUCUUCAAUAAAACUCAUUUCAAGUUA
Messenger RNA from Spinacia oleracea (spinach), 1794 nucleotides. RefSeq lists its product as uncharacterized. The record is from RefSeq and is a predicted model, not a curated record. NCBI's taxonomy places the organism in Eukaryota, Viridiplantae, Streptophyta, Magnoliopsida, Caryophyllales, Amaranthaceae. Bases 172 to 1527 code for a protein of 451 amino acids. The transcript has 3 exons.